Epithele typhae is the source of this 1527-nucleotide messenger RNA. RefSeq names its product PH-domain-containing protein. Lineage: Eukaryota; Fungi; Basidiomycota; Agaricomycetes; Polyporales; Epitheliaceae. The transcript is spliced from 4 exons. The record is from RefSeq and is a predicted model, not a curated record. The coding region runs from base 1 to 1527 and encodes 508 amino acids.
AUGACCUCCACACGCUCUGCCCCGCCACCGACGCACCAAGAGGUUACGCGCAAGCUUUCUGUUCAUAGCGCCGUCAAGCCCCCCACCAGAAAACCCUCGCUACCGCCGCCCGGCACGGAAUACGACUCUGAUUCCGCACUCUCCCCUGAUGUCAUCGCACCCUCUCCCGCGGCCACCGCCAGUAUGAGCGGAGGUCUGCUCGGUCCCGCAAUGCUGCAACCCCCUCUCACAUCCAUCGCCGAACGGAGGUCACACAGCGGCGGCGAAGAAUCCGAGGAAGACGACGAUGACGAGGACGGUGGUUGGCGCACGUCGGAUAUGUUGGGAAUACAACGGGGAUCCCACGAUGAGACCGUGAUCAAGGCGGGAUAUUUGUGGAAGAAGGGUGAACGGAGAAAGACGUGGAAGAAGCGGUGGUUCGUGCUGCGUCCUGCGCAUCUCGCGUUCUACAAGACGAAUGCCGAAUACAAACUCCUGCGCCUACUUGACCUCUCCGAAGUCCACUCGUGCACACCUAUUGUGCUGAAGAAGCACACCAAUGUUUUCGGUCUUGUAUCACCCACUCGAACUUUCUACCUCCAGGCCGAAACGACACCCGAAGUAUGGGACUGGGUCGCUGCUAUCAACGACACCCGGGUUGCCCUCAUCUCGACUUCGACACGAAACUCAUUGACGCAGCCUAUCCCAAUACCAACUACGCCCACAAACACUACCCAUUUCCACCAACCUUCUAAUCUCUCGUCUUCUCCAUCACGCUCGCCGCAAACAAAUCAUCAAUUGACUUCCUCGGACUCGGAGGACGCCUCUCCUAAUCCCAACACUCCACGCUCUUUCCCCAUGUCGCCCGGGCUUUCCAUGGGGGAAUCUCCUUCUCCGUCGAAGCCGGUACUAUCAGGCUACCUCUUGAAGUGCGGCUCCAGGCGACACAAUUGGCACAAGCGAUGGUUCGUUCUUAGUGGCGAGAAGCUUGUCUAUUCUCGGACCCAUAUGGACUCGAAGCCGCAUCGUCAGAUCGCAUUGUCGCUCGUCAUCGACGCGUUGGAAUACCGACUUCCCCCAAAUCGUAGCCAUCCCAGCGGCGUCGCAUCCACAGCGCAAUCACCGCCGUUAUCGGCCACGGUCCCCGACGGGGCCGAAGCUGCGGGCGCGCACACGUUCAAGGUGGUGACGACGAAGCGGACGUUGCUGCUGUGCGCGCCGAGCGAAGAAGAGGAGAUCAAGUGGCUAAGCGCGAUCCGUGCACUCAUCGCUCGUCGAUCCGGCCAAGGCGCUGUCCCUGGCGAGCCGGACGUGAGCCCGUCGCCGCCGCAUGGGUCGUCGAUGUCAACCUCCCCCGCCGGUCAAAACACCCUCGGCACCGCCGCGGGCUCCAUCCAACGCCGCCGCGACUCGAUCGUCCGCCGGCUGAGCCUGAGCAAUGGCAGCAGUCCACCACCACCGGCAGGCAGCGGCUCUGGAGGCCUCGGGGCCACGAGCGCGGGGGCGGGCGGCCCUGCGGAAGGCCAAUCUGAACGGCAAUCUCACUGA